AAAUUAAAUGCAUUUGUAACAUGUUAUAUAUAUAUAUUAAUUUUAUCUUUCUGCACUCCUUCUGAAUAUGAACUUUAUGCCACACAUCUCAGACACCUCUCUGCAUGCAUUGUGUUUAAAAAUUGUUUUUUCACAUAUCCAUAUAGGCCAGGGGUCUCCAAACUUUUCAGUCCGAGGGCCACAUUAACCAUUAAAUUUCAACUUGGGGGCCAGUUUCUUCCAGCAUUACUGAGACGGCAAACAAAAAACAGUCAAGCAAAGAUGUAAAAGAACUUAUCUCCACAUACAACAAUAUUGAGGGUAAAUAACAACAGACAUAUUUCAAUAAAAUGGAGUUUUCCAUUGAAGUUAAACCAGAUGUCAGAAAUAUUUCUUCUAUCCCUUUACAGUCUAUAAGUGACUCAAAGGAUCUAAAUAAGUCAGAAAUGGAUGCUUAUAACGCCAUUCCUUUUAACCAAGUACAUUCUAAGGACCUAUAUACUAGUAUUGAAACUGUUGCUCACAGAAGGAAACUCAAGAAUGGCCAAACUUUCUCUUGCGACUUGUGCAACAAACGAUAUAUUUCAACGAAAUGUUUUGAAACACAUCUGAUGCAGCACUUAUCUGAAACUCCACUAAUUAGCUUAGCUCGGAUAGAAUCCAUUUUAGAUUGCAAAAGCAAAAGGAAGGAUGAACGUGGGAAAAGAAAAAUUGGAUGUAAAAAAAUUAAGGCUAUUAAAAUAAAGCCCCCUUGCAUUUGUGAUGUUUGUGGUAAAUCAUUUAAAUUUAAAUCUUGUUUGCGAAUUCAUUAUACCAAACAUACAAAACUGAAGAAGUAUCAUUGUUAUGAUUGUGGCAAAGCAUUUGUUAGUAAGGGUUAUUUAAAGAAACAUCAUGUUUUGCACUCAAUUUACAGUAACUCUUUGAAAAGUGGUCUUCCUGUUGUUUGCAACUUGUGUAACAAACAUUUUUUAAAAAUGGAUAAUAUAAAACAUCAUAUGUAUUAUCAUUUAAGAGGGAAGCUUCAUUCUAAAAUUUCUCAAGAAAAGUCUUUACAGAAAAGUAGAAGGAAAAAGCCCUGCAUUUGUGAUAUUUGUGGAAAAGUAUGUUCUUGCAAAAGCCUUUUAAAACAGCAUUAUGUUGUACACACAAAAAUGAAGCUUUAUCUUUGUGAUGUAUGUGGUAGAUCUUAUGCUUCAAAAGAAUAUUUGAAUCGACAUUAUAAACAGCAUACAAGCAAGAAAGAACACGCCUGUGAGGAUUGUGGAUUAUCUUUUCACAGCAAAAUUAUUUUAAAUAAACAUCGCCUGUCGCAUGUUAAAGUGAAAGCUCACAAAUGUAAUGAGUGUGGUAAAUCAUUUACUGUUAAAAAUUAUUUACAACGUCAUUAUCACCGUGUCCAUUCAAAAGAUGGUCUUUUUCCAUGUGAACAUUGCAACAAAUCAUUCUCUUUGAAAAGUUUCUUAACUCGGCAUUUACCUGUGCAUACAAAAGCAAAACCUUUUUUUUGUACUAUUUGUGGGAUAUUAUUUAAACGUAAAUCCAGCUUGGGUGACCAUUUACUUCGUCAUAAGAGAAGAAAUCAAAUGCCUAUUGAUUGAUGUUUUAAGUAAUUUUUUUCAAGCUGUCACACCAUCUGCUAAAGCUUUUUUAAAGAUAUUUUUGAGUUGUUGUAUUCUUCUUAUUCUUGUGGUAAAUUAAUUAUUUAAACAGUUAGUGACAUAGCCUUGUGUAAAAAAAAUUGUUAAGAAGAAGUCACCAUCUUGCUUGUUUACUUUCAAAUUGUGUGACAAAGUUUGCUGACCAGAACAUAGUAUAAUUUUUUCCCAGUAGAUAAACUGGUCUUCUCACUCUGCAUGUUUUUAUAGCAAAUCAUUUUUCAUUUGAAUUUGGGCUUUGCAGCUAAUAAUUUUCUUUCAACAGCUAUUUUUUUAAAUGCAAAUUAGAUAAAUUUAUAAAAUAUUGUUGUUUACACUAGUUAACUACAGUGUAAAAGAAUUAGGUUAAAAAAAAAAACAAUAAAAUUGUGAUCAUAACGAGGAAGAUUAAGCUGGUUGGUUUUGUUGAAGCGAGAGACAGUAAGGUUGGUGAUUGGUGAGAGUGUACAUGAUUGUGUUAAUUAAUUUGCUGUUGUGGUCAUAAUAAUACUUUGAACUUGUUAUGUUAUUGUCACACUAAUCAAUAGAACAUUUUUUUGUAUGGAAAAGAAUUUUUUGAACAGUUGUUUAAAAAAAAUUGUUAUUGCUCCAAUAGAGAAUGUAGGUUUUUCCUGCUGACGUGAUUGUGUCUGCAAAGAUGGUUAGGGUUGGGUUAGAGAAUGAUAGUAGUUAAUAGAAACGUUAGUAUUCCCUUGAGGGCUAAAACAAAUGUACUGAAAUGAUGUGUUACACUUUUUAAAUUGUCUUUCUUGCAUGUUUCAUGCCCUGGUUUUUUUAAAUGACAACACUGGUUUAUUUUUCUAUGAAUGUGACUUUCUAAUCCACUUUUUAAUAUUGUUAGUUCAAACGACUUUUUAUCCUACUUUUAGGUGAAGUUAAAUGCUUAGAUAUUAAUUAAAUGCAAAAAUUAUUAUAUUGUUUAGAUAUGUUAAAUCCAUAAAUGACGUCAUGCUUUUUUGAAAAUUUUUACCUCCUCUCCCCUCUGACAUCGUCACAAAA
This is a messenger RNA of Physella acuta, 2636 nucleotides long. Its product is annotated as zinc finger protein 12. Gene Ontology annotation, molecular function: RNA polymerase II cis-regulatory region sequence-specific DNA binding; DNA-binding transcription activator activity, RNA polymerase II-specific. Gene Ontology annotation, biological process: regulation of transcription by RNA polymerase II. Gene Ontology annotation, cellular component: nucleus. The record is from RefSeq and is a predicted model, not a curated record. Lineage: Eukaryota; Metazoa; Mollusca; Gastropoda; Physidae.